This is a messenger RNA of Camellia sinensis, 4434 nucleotides long. The record is from RefSeq and is a predicted model, not a curated record. Lineage: Eukaryota; Viridiplantae; Streptophyta; Magnoliopsida; Ericales; Theaceae.
UCAUUCUUACAAUGUGCACUCUUUACGGGUGCAUAUCAUAGAUUUUCCCUUUUGUUUAUAAAGAGGUUGUGUGGCUAGCUUGAAUACCAGGGGCAGGAGAACUUUGUAUUUUGAGUCUUGCACCUCAGACUCAGUGUGGAAAGUUAACUAAUAUUUGCCAACUCUAGUUUUUGUGACUGAGGGUUUAACUUACGAAUGCAAAUUGCAAGAAUUGAGCUAUAACAACAUGUUAAAUUAUCACCAUUCCCAAAAGCUUAAGCUGUCAGGACUAAAGCUAAACAAUUGAUAUUAAGCCUAUCCAUCAGAACUGCAAGCCACUUCCCUUGUAUUGCUGUGAGGAAUAAAUUUGAAGCAGCACCCUGAAUUUCAACUGUGAUUCAAGAUAUCCAAGGUAGUGACAGCUACCAGUUGGAGAACAAGUACACAAGUCGUCAACAACAUGACCAAGGAGAGUGGCUUCAACGAAAAUACAAAUACAGUGAAGACCUCAGCAUCGGCACAACAUUCACCACCAGGGAUGGAGAGAGAGAAAACCACGAAAAAUUCUAGUGGCAGUAUACAAGAUUCAGACAAGAUCCAAAAGGAAAAGGAAGUCACCAAUAUUGUUCCAUUAUACAAGCUGUUCUCCUUUGCAGACUUCGCUGACUAUGUAUUAAUGCUUGUGGGAACAAUGGCUGCUAUUGGAAAUGGCAUCUGCAUGCCUCUUACGUCUGUGCUAUUGGGAGAGUUAAUUGAUUCCUUCGGACAAACUGUGAACACCAAACAAGUGGUCCAUCAAGUUUCCAAGGUAUCUCUCAAGUAUGUUUACUUGGCCCUGGGGUCGGGUUUUGCAUCAUUUUUCCAGGUGGCAUGCUGGAUGGUCACAGGGGAAAGACAAUCUGCGCGUAUUAGAAGUUUAUACUUGAGAACUAUAUUGAGACAAGAAAUUGGAUAUUUUGACAAGGAAACUACCACUGGAGAAAUCAUUAGUCGGAUGUCAGGGGAUACCUUUCUCAUUCAGGAUGCCAUGGGUGAAAAGGUUGGAAAGUUCAUAGAGCUGGUAGCUUCAUUCUUGGGAGGCUUUGUAAUAGCUUUGAUCAAGGGAUGGCUUCUCACCCUUGUCUUGCUAUCUUCAGUUCCACCUAUUAGCAUCUCUGGUGGCAUCGUGAUUAUUAUUAUAGCAAAGAUGACAUCCCAUGAACAAAUAGCAUAUUCUUUAGCAGGAACUGUGGUUGAACAGACAAUUGGCUCAAUUAGAACUGUUGCAUCAUUUACAGGGGAGAGGCAAGCUAUAAAUAAAUACAAGAAGUCUCUUCUUAAAGCUUACAAAUCUGGUGUGCAAGCGGGUUUGGCUCUUGGUUUGGGUUUUGGUGUAUUUAUGUUUCUUUUGUGCAGCAGUUAUGCUUUGGCAGUUUGGUAUGGUGCUGAAAUGAUAAUAGACAAGGGUUAUACAGGAGGACGAGUGCUGAUUGUUAUUUCUGCCGUGUUGACUGGUUCUUUUUCUGUGGGGCAAGUAUCACCCUGCCUCAGUGCAUUUGCCUCUGGACAAGCUGCAGCUUUCAAAAUGAUUGAGACCAUUAAUAGGAAGUCAGAGAUAGAUCCUUACAACACCAAUGGACAGAAAUUGGAUGAUAUCUGUGGGGAUAUUGAGUUAAGGGAUGUCUAUUUUAGUUAUCCUGCAAGACAAAAUGAGCUUAUUUUCAGUGGAUUCUCUCUCUCAAUACCAAGGGGAGCAACUGUUGCUUUGUUUGGACAAAGUGGAAGUGGAAAGUCAACAGUUAUCAACUUGAUUGAAAGGUUUUAUGAUCCUCAAGCUGGUGAAGUUCUUAUAGAUGGUAUCAAUGUUAAGGAGUUUCAGCUUAGAUGGAUCAGAGGAAAAAUUGGUCUUGUUAGCCAGGAACCUAUGUUGUUCACUUCAAGCAUUAGAGAUAAUAUAGCAUACGGAAAGGAUGGAGCAACCAUUGAAGAAAUUAAAGUUGCUACUGAGCUUGCCAAUGCUGCUAAGUUCAUUGAUAAACUACCCCAGGGACUAGACACAAUGGUUGGUGAGCAUGGAAUUCAAAUGUCUGGAGGUCAGAAGCAGAGAAUUGCUAUAGCAAGAGCUAUUUUGAAAGACCCCAGGAUUCUACUUCUUGAUGAAGCUACAAGCGCUCUUGAUGCCGAAUCUGAAAAGAUUGUGCAAGAGGCAUUGGAAAGGGUUAUGGUCAACCGAACAACCAUCAUUGUAGCCCAUCGCUUAGGGACAGUGAAGAAUGCAGACAUGAUUGCUGUAAUUCAUCGAGGAAAAAUUGUUGAAAAAGGUUCGCACUCUGAGUUAGUACAGGAUCCAGAAGGUGCAUUUUGCCAGUUUUUACGCUUGCAAGAACUUAGCAAAGACUCAGAACAAAAAAAUGCAGAUGAUCAGGAUGGACCAGAAAUCAUUGUGGAUUCUGGAAGACAUUCAAGUCAGCAAGUGUCCUUCUUAAGAUCCUUAAGUCAAGGUUCAUCUGGAAUUGGCAACAGUAGCCGCCACUCAUUCUCCAUUUCAUUUAGUGUACCUACUGCAAUCAACUUCCUCAAGACAACAACUGUAGAACCCACAACUCCUGCUUCAGCAACAUUGCAGGCGGUGGUCCCACAAGUCCCACUUCGCCGGUUGGCCUAUCUGAACAGGCCAGAAAUCCCAAUGUUGAUUAUAGGUUCAGCUGCUGCAGUGAUCCAUGGUUUAAUAAUGCCAAUUUUUGGACUACUUCUUGCCAGCAUAAUCAAAAUCUUUUACGAGCCACCUCAUGAGCUUCGAAAGGAUUCAAAAUUCUGGGCAUCAAUGUUUCUUGUACUUGGUGUGGCGGAUUUAUUGGCAACACCAGUAAAAACAUACUUUUUUUCUACGGCAGGAUGUAGGUUAAUAAAACGUAUUCGAUUAAUGUGCUUUGAGAAACUGGUUCACAUGGAGACAAGUUGGUUUGACGAAGCAGAGCACUCAAGUGGUGCAAUCAGUGCAAGGCUUUCUGGGGAUGCUACCCUUAUUACAAAUUUGGUUGGAGACUCACUUGCUUUGAUUGUUCAGAAUGCUGCAACAGUAAUUGCUGGCUUGGUUAUUGCUUUCCAAGCAAACUGGCUACUGGCUCUUAUUAUUCUAGUCAUGGUGCCUCUAAUAGGACUUAACGGAUACAUUCAGGCAAAGUUCUUGAGUGGAUUCAGUGCUGAUGCAAAGAAAUCAUUCGAGGAUGCAAGUCAGGUUGCUGGUGAUGCAGUUGGGAGUAUUAGAACAAUUGCUUCUUUCUCUGCUGAAGAGAAGGUGAUGCAGCUGUACCAAAUGAAAUGUGAAGGCCCAAUGAAGGCAGGAAUAAGACAAGGUUUAGUUUGCGGGGUAAGUCUUGGGUUCGCCAUGUUCUCACUGUUUUUAGUCUACGCAGCCAGUUUUUAUGCUGGAGCUCGACUUGUUGAGGCUGGCAAGAUGGACUUUGCUGCAGUUUUUCAAGUUUUCUUUGGUCUCACUAUGGCAACCGUGAGUAUAUCGCAAUCCGCGGCCCUUGCUCCAGAUUUAAGUAGAGCCAACAGUGCUGCUGCUUCUGUCCUUGCUAUUCUAGAUCAGAAAUCAAAAAUAGACUCAAGUGAUGACUCCGGAACAACAUUAGAAAAUGUAUGGGGGGACAUUGAGUUUCAGCAUGUCAGUUUCAAGUAUGCCACUAGACCUAAUAUUCAAAUUUUUAGGGAUCUUUGCUUGACCAUUUCCUCUGGCAAGACUGUUGCCCUGGUUGGAGAAAGUGGAUGUGGGAAGUCAACAGUAAUAUCUUUGCUGCAAAGAUUUUAUGAUCCUAAUUCAGGUCAGAUUACCCUAGAUGGAGUUGAAAUCAAAAGGCUUAAAUUAAAAUGGUUAAGACAGCAGAUGGGGCUGGUUAGCCAGGAACCUAUCUUAUUCAACGAAACCAUCCGAGCCAACAUUUCGUAUGGAAAGGCAAGCAGUGCAACAGAGGCAGAAAUUAUAGCUGCGGCAGAAUUGGCAAAUGCUCACAAGUUCAUUAGUGGUUUACAACAGGGGUAUGACACGGUCGUUGGAGAGCGAGGGAUCCAGUUGUCUGGCGGGCAAAAGCAGCGAGUGGCGAUUGCCCGUGCUAUAGUGAAAUCUCCAAGGAUAUUACUACUAGAUGAGGCUACCAGUGCUCUUGAUGCUGAAUCUGAGAAGGUGGUUCAAGAUGCAUUGGAUAGAGUUAUGGUGGACAGAACCACAGUAGUGGUGGCUCAUAGGCUAUCCACAAUUAUAGAUGCAGAUUUAAUAGCUGUGGUUAAAAAUGGAGUCAUUGCAGAGAAAGGAAAGCAUGAUACUUUGAUGAAUAUCAAUGAUGGAAUUUAUGCCUCUUUGGUAGCCCUACACACAAGUGCUUCAUCAUAGAGAGCUACUUUUGUAUUACUCUGCCCAUGUUUAUAAGAAAGAAGUAUCCCAUUAGUAUAAGAUGGGCUUAAUGACUAAGAUCA